This is a messenger RNA of Lepidothrix coronata (blue-crowned manakin), 3443 nucleotides long. RefSeq names its product tetratricopeptide repeat domain 7B (gene TTC7B). Gene Ontology annotation, molecular function: protein binding. Lineage: Eukaryota; Metazoa; Chordata; Aves; Passeriformes; Pipridae. Gene Ontology annotation, cellular component: plasma membrane. The record is from RefSeq and is a predicted model, not a curated record. Gene Ontology annotation, biological process: phosphatidylinositol phosphate biosynthetic process; protein localization to plasma membrane. The transcript has 21 exons. Bases 30 to 2672 code for a protein of 880 amino acids.
CUGCCCCCCCGGGGCCCCGCGGCCCGGCCAUGGCCACCAGGAAGGCGGGCUCGCGCCUGGAGACGGAGAUCGAGCGGUGCCGCUCGGAGUGCCAGUGGGAGCGGAUUCCCGAGCUCGUCAAGCAGCUCUCGGCCAAGCUCAUCGCGAACGAUGACAUGGCAGAGCUUCUCCUUGGGGAGUCCAAACUAGAACAAUUUUUGAAGGAAAAUACUCUUAAACAGAGUAGUAGUCCACGGGGCCCCCAGCCAAAACUGACUGAGGUCAGGAAACAUCUCACGGCAGCUCUUGAUAGGGGAAAUCUAAAGCCAGAAUUCCUACAGGAAGCUAACCUAAUUAUGGCCAAAUUGAACUAUGUGGAAGGUGAUUAUAAAGAAGCUCUGAAUACAUAUGCCAGAGUUGGCAUUGAUGACUUGCAGCUCACUGCAGUGCCACCAUAUAGGCUACGGAUGAUUGCUGAAGCAUAUUCUACAAAAGGUCUCUGUCUUGAGAAGUUGCCAAUUUCUUCCUCAGCUAGCAAUCUCCAUGUGGACCGUGAACAAGAAAUUGUUACAUGCUACGAGAAGGCUGGAGAUAUUGCUCUCCUGUACCUUCAGGAGAUAGAAAGGGUAAUUAAUGCCAAUAUACAAAACAGAAGCCCUAAGCCAGGGCCCACUGCACAUGAACAAGAACUUGGUUUUUUCAUGGAAACAGGACUGCAAAGAGCACAUGUUUUAUAUUUUAAGAAUGGGAACUUGACAAGAGGAGUUGGUAGAUUUAGAGAGUUACUAAGAGCUGUUGAAACAAGAACUACACAAAACCUGCGAAUGACAAUAGCGAGACAACUCGCGGAAAUUUUGUUACGAGGUAUGUGUGAACAGAGUUACUGGAAUCCACUGGAAGAUCCUCCUCACCAAUCACCCCUAGAUGAUCCACUUCGAAAAGGUUCAAAUACUAAGAAUUAUGCACUCAGUAGAAGACCACGUGUAUACACUGGAGAAAACAUCUUCUGUCCUCAAGAAAAUACAGAGGAAGCCUUACUGUUGCUGCUUAUUAGUGAAUCUAUGGCUAACCGUGAUGCUGUACUAAGCAGAAUACCUGAACACAAAAACGAUCGUAUCAUCAGUUUGCAAAGUGCAUCUGUCGUCUACGAUUUACUUACUAUAGCCUUGGGAAGAAGAGGCCAGUAUGAAAUGCUCUCAGAGUGUUUAGAAAGAGCCAUGAAGUUUGCAUUCGAGGAGUUCCAUCUCUGGUAUCAAUUUGCGUUGUCCUUGAUGGCAGCGGGAAAAUUGGAAGAAGCUGAAAGAUUUGCCAAGGCAGUUGUUGAUCUUGGGGACAAAACAUCAGAGUUCAAAGCAAAAGGCUACUUGGCACUGGGAUUGACUUACAGUCUGCAGGCCACUGAUGCAUCUUUGCGAGGGAUGCAAGAGGUCUUGCAGAGAAAGGCUCUUCUUGCAUUUCAGAGGGCUCACAGUUUGUCUCCAACGGAUCAUCUGGCAGCGUUUUACUUGGCACUCCAGCUUGCCAUAUCCAGACAGAUACCAGAAGCUUUGGGUUAUGUUCGUCAGGCUCUGCAACUACAAGGAGAUGAUGCCAACUCUCUUCAUCUCCUUGCACUCUUACUAUCAGCCCAGAAACAUUAUCAUGAUGCUUUGAAUAUCAUUGAUAUGGCCUUGAGUGAAUAUCCAGAAAAUUUUAUAUUACUGUUUACAAAAGUCAAAUUGGAGUCUCUGUGCAGAGGCCCAGAUGAAGCACUCCUUACGUGUAAACACAUGCUCCAGAUUUGGAAAUCGUGCUACAAUCUCACUAACCCAAGUGACUCCGGCCGCGGGAGCAGCCUGUUAGACAGAGCUAUUGCUGACAGACGGCAGCUUAAUACAAUUACAUUACCAGAUUUCAGUGAUCCUGAAACAGCCUCUGAUACUUCCUCAUCUUCUCUCUCAAGAACAGAGUCUCCUCUCCAACUGUUUGUAUCUUCUCAUCUUCCUCAUCCUCAUCCUAAACCAGAUAUCUUUAUCUGGCCCCAUGCAGCCUCUCCAUACUGUGACCAAGUUCCUGAGCCCCGUACACCUACUCGCUGCAAUCCAUCAGAUGCUUACUUUCAUGGUUUUUACUCCCUUUUUUCAGUUUGUUCAGUCCAUGCCACAUCAAUAGCAGCUUCCAGAGUGGAGCAAGCAUUGUCCGAGGUUGCUUCAUCUCUGCAAAGCAGUGCCCCUAAACAAGGUCCCCUGCAUCCUUGGAUGACUCUGGCUCAAAUAUGGCUUCAUGCAGCUGAAGUCUACAUAGGGAUUGGGAAGCCUGCUGAGGCCACAGCGUGUACCCAGGAAGCAGCUAAUCUCUUUCCCAUGUCCCACUAUGUUCUCUACAUGAGAGGUCAGGUGUCUGAACUUCGUGGAAAUAUUGAUGAAGCCAAACGCUGGUAUGAAGAGGCCUUAUCUAUUAGUCCUACACAUGUGAAAAGCAUGCAGAGGCUGGCUCUGAUACUUCACCAGCUCGGGCGCUAUAGCUUGGCAGAGAAGAUUCUCAGAGAUGCCGUCCAGGUCAACUCUACAGCCCACGAGGUCUGGAACAGCCUGGGAGAGGUGCUACAGGCUCAAGGCAAUGAUGAUGCUGCAACUGAAUGCUUCCUGACGGCACUGGAGCUUGAAGCGAGCAGUCCUGUGGUUCCUUUUACCAUCAUUCCCAGAGUCCUUUGACAGGGCAUCCUGAUCAACCGAUUUUUGGUCUGACUUCUGGAUGAGGAGACCCAGUGUAUCAGACUGCCUGGUAACUGGUGUAGUUUGAGAACCUUUAGAGCAAAGAACCUUUAGGUCUUUGGCAGGCAAGUGGCCAAAACAGUGAGGUGACACAACACAUUAAUGUUGGACUGAGAGGAUGGAAUGGUGAAGCCAGAGCCAAAUCACUCAUAUCGCCUGCGGUUUUGCCCUGGUAGUUUUAAAACAUCAUUAUGUUGUUCAUGGAUGAUGUGCCAUAUUUUGUUAGUGAUACUUGAGUGUUACAUAAAAUUAUAAUGGAAUCAACUACCGAUUGUAGAAUAAGUUAAAAUUCAGUGGCAGAGCAGACUAUUUUUAACAAGGCUGUUAAUAAAACUGUUCUCUUCCUGCCUCUCAAUCUCUUUUGGCCUAAAGUCAAAAUGUGAAUUUUCUGUUUCCAUCUCUAUUUUAGUCCAGGCCAGAAAAUCAGUUGAGUUCUUGGUUUUAGUUGUUAAUAACUGUGAUGUGUGGCUAACUGUUAUCUAGAGCAAAGGCUGAGUACAAGAAUAUUUAUAUUUUACGAUGUAUGCCUGUUACAAAAAUAUAUAUUAGUUAUUUAAGUUUAACUUUUUUAUGUGAAUUCAGAGUUUAUUUAUCAAUGGAAAUAUGUAAAAAGAAGCCUCAAAUGGAAUAUUUACCGACAUUCCUUAUACAUGACCCACACUUGGCUAAAUGGGAAGAUAAUGUUAAUAAUAAAAUGAUUUUUAAAUGGAA